Molecule: messenger RNA, 10194 nt
Organism: Trichosurus vulpecula (common brushtail)
Lineage: Eukaryota; Metazoa; Chordata; Mammalia; Diprotodontia; Phalangeridae
Gene: PIKFYVE
Product: phosphoinositide kinase, FYVE-type zinc finger containing
Exons: 41
Coding region: 1-6318 (2105 amino acids)
Biological process (GO): phosphatidylinositol metabolic process; intracellular signal transduction
Molecular function (GO): metal ion binding; 1-phosphatidylinositol-3-phosphate 5-kinase activity; ATP binding
Source: RefSeq, a predicted model, not a curated record
AUGGCCACAGAUGACAAGACAUCGCCAACAUUGGACUCUUCUAAUGAUCUGCCUCGAUCUCCUACUAGUCCCUCUCAUCUCACGCACUUCAAACCUUUGACUCCAGAUCAGGAUGAACCUCCUUUUAAAUCAGCCUAUAGCUCUUUUGUAAAUCUUUUUCGAUUUAGUAAAGAGAGACCGGAAGGUGGACAGGGAGAUCAGCACUCUCUGAGUGGAAAUUGGGCUAGUCCUCAACACUCUUCAAGGACACAAUCUGUGAGAUCGCCUGUAGCCUAUAAAAAGCAGCUUAAUGAGGAUCUACAUCGUCGAUCUUCUACCGUAGUAGACACCAGAAGGAAAGCAGAAGCUGUCGUAGGAGGCCAUGAUCCUAGAACAGCUGUCCAGCUUCGAAGUCUCAGCACAGUAUUAAAGCGUCUCAAGGAAAUCAUGGAGGGGAAAAGCCAGGAUAGUGACCUGAAGCAGUACUGGAUGCCAGAUAGCCAAUGUAAAGAAUGUUACGACUGUAGUGAGAAGUUUACCACCUUUAGGCGUAGACACCAUUGCCGGCUAUGUGGUCAGAUCUUCUGUAGUCGAUGUUGUAAUCAGGAAAUCCCUGGAAAAUUUAUGGGCUACACAGGGGAUCUUCGAGCUUGCACUUAUUGUCGAAAAAUAGCUUUAAGUUAUGCUCAUUCCACAGAUAGUAAUUCCAUUGGGGAGGAUUUGAAUGCUCUCUCAGAUUCUGCCUCCUCUGUUUCUAUACUCGAUCCCAUUGAACCACGAACACCUGUUGGUAGUAGAAAAGCGAGCCGCAACAUAUUUCUAGAGGAGGAUUUAGCUUGGCAAAGUUUGAUUCAUCCAGACUCCUCAAGUACCACUCUCUCAACAAGACUUGGAUCUGUUCAGGAGGAUGCUGGAAAAUCUCCUGCUCGAAACAGAUCAGCCAGUAUUACUAACCUGUCAUUGGAUCGGUCUGGUUCUCCGAUGGUUCCCUCCUAUGAGACAUCUGUCAGCCCCCAGGCUAAUCGAACAUAUGUGAAAACAGAGGCCAGUGAGGAUGAACGCAAAAUUCUUCUGGACUCUGUUCAGUUAAAGGACUUGUGGAAGAAAAUCUGCCAUCAUAGUACUGGAAUGGAGUUCCAGGAUCACCGCUAUUGGCUGAGGACUCACCCCAACUGCAUUGUAGGAAAAGAAUUGGUCAAUUGGUUAAUCCGAAAUGGACACGUAACCACAAGAGCUCAAGCCAUAGCAAUUGGACAAGCAAUGGUUGAUGGACGUUGGCUAGACUGUGUCAGUCACCAUGAUCAGAUCUUCAGGGAUGAAUAUGCCUUAUAUAGACCACUACAGAGCACAGACUUUUCCGAGACACCUUCUCCAGACAGUGACUCAGUAAACUCUGUUGAGGGACACUCUGAGCCGUCUUGGUUUAAAGAUAUCAAGUUUGAUGACAGUGACACGGAGCAGAUUGCUGAAGAAGGGGAAGAGAACUUAGCCAAUUCUGCCAGUCCUAGCAAGCGUACAUCAGUCAGCAGCUUCCAGUCCACAAUGGACAGUGACUCAGCCGCUUCUAUCAGCCUGAACGUGGAGCUGGACAACGUGAACUUCCAUAUCAAGAAGCCCUCCAAGUACCCACAUGUGCCCCCUCACCCUGCUGACCAAAAAGAAUAUUUGAUUUCUGACAAUGGAGGACAACAAAUCUCAAUAAGUGACGCCUUCAUUAAAGAGUCCUUAUUCAACCGACGGGUAGAGGAGAAAUCCAAGGAGCUGCUUUUUACACCUUUAGGUUGGCAUCAUAGCAACCUGGAGCUCCUAAGGGAAGAAAAUGGGGAGAAACAAGCCAUGGAGAGAUUACUUUCUGCUAAUCAUAACCACAUGAUGGCACUACUCCAACAACUGCUCCACAAUGACUCAUUAUCACCAUCCUGGAGAGAUAUCAUUGUGCCAGUGGUCUGCCAGGUGGUUCAGACUGUCCGACCUGAUGUCAAAAAUAGGGAUGAUGACAUGGAUAUCCGUCAGUUUGUCCACAUCAAAAAGAUUCCAGGUGGAAAGAAGUUUGAUUCUAUGGUUGUCAAUGGCUUUGUGUGUACCAAGAAUAUUGCACAUAAAAAGAUGAAUUCUUCUAUUAAAAGUCCCAAAAUCCUUUUAUUGAAGUGUUCCAUCGAGUAUCUCUAUAGAGAAGAAACCAAAUUUACUUGCAUUGACCCAAUUGUUCUUCAGGAAAGAGAAUUCUUGAAGAAUUAUGUGCAGCGGAUAGUUGAUGUCCGACCUACUUUGGUCCUAGUUGAAAAAACUGUGUCUCGAAUUGCCCAGGAUAUGUUGCUGGAACAUGGUAUUACUUUAGUCAUUAAUGUAAAACCGCAAGUUUUAGAUCGAAUAAGUCGGAUGACCCAAGGUGACCUGGUGAUGUCAAUGGAUCAGUUGCUCACAAAGCCACAUUUAGGAACUUGUCAUAAAUUUUACAUGCAGAUAUUUCAGCUCCCUAAUGAUCAAACAAAAACACUGAUGUUCUUUGAAGGCUGUCCGCAGCACCUGGGCUGUACCAUCAAAUUGAGAGGAGGCUCUGAUUAUGAGCUGGCUCGAGUGAAGGAGAUCCUUAUAUUCAUGAUCUGUGUGGCUUACCAUUCUCAACUGGAAAUCUCUUUCCUUAUGGAUGAAUUUGCCAUGCCGCCAACAUUAACAAAAAACAGUUCAUUUCAUUCUCUAAUUGAAGAACAGGGAAAUGAUGGUGGUCAGCAGGACCAGUUUGGUGGGAGCCCCCUUCCUAGGGAGGCUGACUUUCUUCCUGACAAAUUGCCUCUAAUAUCUGAGUCUUUAUCUUCUGAUGAUAGUGGCCAGUUGGAAUCAAGGACCCUGUUUGAGAAAACUUACCAGGAAAAUGAAAGUGUUCCACAGGAUAGUGCCUCUUUGAAACAUCAGGAGCAUUUCACUACGCCUGGACCAUCAGUGAUACCCACUUUCUUUCCAUCGGUACCAGAGUCAUUAUUACCUAUCCAUAUUGAAGAGCAAGAUGAUGCUUUUGAUAAUGAAUCAGAGGCCUUGCCGCAAAGAGAUAAGAUACAGGAGCCCAAAAGUCAGAUGAGAGUCUUCAGAGACCCUCUCCAGGAUGACACAGGAUUUUAUGUUGCAGAAGAAGUGACAUCUUCUGAAGAUAGGCUCAAGACUCAUUCUUUAGCCUUCAAACAAGAAUUGAAAGAUGUUAUCCUUUGUAUCUCUCCAGUAAUCACAUUCCGGGAACCCUUCCUCCUAACUGAAAAAGGCAUGAAGUGUCCUACACGGGACUAUUUCCCUGAGCAGGUUUAUUUGUCUCCUCUACUCAAUAAAGAGUUAAAGGAGGUAGAGAGCAGAAGGAAGAAACAACUUCUUAGAGAUCUUUCCGGAAUUCAAGGCAUGAAUGGAAGUGUUCAGGCAAAACCUCUUCAAGUAUUAUUACCAUCCCAUGAGCUAGUGAGCACCAGAAUUACAGAACAUCUGGGUGAGAGUCAGAGGUUGGGUAGAAUGCUGGCAGAUUACCGGGCCAGAGGAGGACGGAUACAGCAGAAAAAUGCAGACCCUUUUAUUCAGUCGAAGGAUAUAUCAGAUAAUUCUGGAGGACGAUCUGGUAGCAAAACUGAGGGAGAUGAAGAUAGAAUCCCAAGUCAGAGUGAUGCAGUAUGGUCCACAAAGGUGGACUGUCUGAGUGCUGUCAACCACCAAAGGCUUUGUGUGCUUUUUAGUAGUUCCUCUGCCCAGUCCAGCAAUGCUCCCAGUGCAUGUGUUAGUCCUUGGAUUGUGACCAUGGAGUUUUAUGGGAAGAAUGACCUCACUUUAGGAAUAUUUUUAGAGAGGUAUUGUUUCAGGCCUUCUUACCAUUGUCCCAGCAUGUUUUGUGAUACUCCUAUGGUACAUCAUAUUCGUCGAUUUGUGCAUGGGCAAGGUUGUGUCCAGAUCGUACUGAAAGAAUUGGAUUCUCCAGUGCCUGGAUAUCAACACACAAUUCUUACCUAUUCCUGGUGUAGAAUCUGCAAACAGGUAACACCAGUUGUUGCUCUUUCCAAUGAUUCAUGGUCAAUGUCAUUUGCAAAAUACCUUGAGCUUAGAUUUUAUGGACACCAGUAUACUCGGAGAGCCAAUGUUGAACCAUGUGGUCACUCUAUCCACCAUGAUUAUCAUCAGUAUUUCUCCUAUAACCAAAUGGUGGCUUCCUUCAGUUAUUCUCCCAUUCGGCUUCUUGAAGUAUGUGUUCCAUUUCCCAAAAUAUACAUCAAACGUCAAGCCCCAUUAAAACUGUCCAUUCUUCAGGAUCUUAAGGACUUCUUUCAAAAAGUGUCACAGGUAUAUCUUGCUGUCGAUGAACGGCUUGCCUCUUUGAAAACUGACACGUUUAGUAAAACAAGAGAGGAAAAGAUGGAAGACAUCUUUGCACAAAAAGAGAUGGAGGAAGGUGAGUUCAAGAACUGGAUUGAGAAGAUGCAAGCAAGGCUGAUGAGCUCCUCCAUAGAAACCCCUCAGCAGCUGCAGUCAGUCUUUGAGUCUCUGAUUGCCAAGAAACAAAGCCUUUGUGAAAUGCUACAAGCCUGGAAUAACCGAUUACAGGAUCUUUUCCAACAGGAAAAAGGGAGAAAACGCCCCUCAGUUCCUCCAAGCCCUGGAAGAAUGAGACAAGGAGAAGAUAAUAAGAUAAGUACGAUGGAUGCAUCGCCACGCAAUGUUUCUCCUGGACUUCAGAAUGGAGAAAAAGAGGAUCGAUUCUUAACAACCUUAUCAAGUCAGAGUUCCACCAACUCCACACAUCUCCAGCUGCCUACUCCUCCUGAAGUCCUGUCUGACCAGCUGAUGGGAGGGCCUUCUGAAGCAGAUACAACUAGUAGCUCAGAAGAUGUAUUUGAUGGACAUUUAUUGGGAUCUACAGACAGCCAAGUGAAAGAAAAAUCAACAAUGAAGGCUAUAUUUGCAAAUUUGCUUCCAGGAAAUAGCUAUAAUCCUAUCCCCUUUCCUUUUGACCCAGAUAAACACUAUUUAAUGUAUGAACAUGAACGUGUACCCAUUGCAGUCUGUGAGAAGGAACCCAGCUCCAUUAUUGCUUUUGCUCUCAGUUGUAAGGAGUACAAGAAUGCCUUAGAUGAAUUAUCCAAAGUGUCUCUGCGGAAUACUACUGAGGAAGUGCUGCAAGCAAGCAGUACGUUGGACAACAGACCCAAGAGUAGCAGCCCUGUUAGAUUACCUGAGAUUGCUGGGGGACCAACAAGUCGACCAGCAGAAGCUGAACCUCAGCCACCCAAAAAGGCUUCGGGAGUAUUGUCUUUCUUCCGUGGCACAGGAGGGAAGAGCCCUGACCUGUCUUCUCAAAAGAAGGAGACUUUACGUGGUGCAGAUAGUGCUUACUACCAGGUUGGGCAGAUGGGCAAAGAAGGGACAGAGAACCAAGGAAUAGAACCUCAAGAUGAAAUAGAUGGAGGAGAGACCCAAAAAAAACAACUCGCAAAUCCUCAUGUUGAGCUUCAGUUUUCUGAUGCUAAUGCCAAGUUCUACUGCCGGCUCUAUUAUGCUGGAGAAUUUCAUAAGAUGCGUGAAGUAAUCUUGGGGAGCAGUGAAGAGGAUUUUAUCCGUUCCCUUUCUCAUUCUCUGCCCUGGCAAGCCAGGGGUGGAAAAUCAGGAGCUGCCUUUUAUGUGACUGAAGAUGACAGAUUCAUUUUGAAGCAGAUGCCCCGCCUGGAGGUCCAGUCUUUCCUUGACUUUGCGCCACACUACUUCACUUACAUUACUAAUGCUGUACAACAGAAGAGACCCACAGCAUUGGCCAAAAUUCUUGGGGUUUACCGGAUUGGUUAUAAGAACUCUCAGAAUAACACUGAGAAGAAACUGGAUCUCUUGGUCAUGGAAAAUCUCUUCUAUGGGAGAAAGAUGGCUCAGGUUUUUGAUCUGAAGGGCUCUCUUAGGAACCGAAAUGUGAAAACAGACACUGGGAAAGAGAGCUGUGAUGUUGUUCUGCUGGAUGAAAAUCUCUUAAAGAUGGUUCGAGAUAAUCCUCUGUACAUCCGUUCUCAUUGCAAAGCCGUGCUGAGAGCCUCUAUCCAUAGUGACUCCCAUUUUCUCUCCAGUCACCUCAUUAUAGACUAUUCUUUACUGGUGGGACGAGAUGAUACCAGUAAUGAGCUGGUAGUUGGAAUCAUUGAUUACAUCAGAACAUUUACGUGGGACAAAAAGCUUGAAAUGGUAGUGAAAUCAUCAGGAAUUUUAGGAGGCCAAGGUAAGAUGCCAACGGUAGUCUCUCCAGAAUUGUAUAGGACUAGAUUUUGUGAAGCAAUGGAUAAGUAUUUCCUAAUGGUGCCUGACCACUGGACAGGACUGGGUCUCAAUUGCUGAGAUGAAGCCCGUGUUUUGGAGUGAGCUAGAGAGAAGGGGGAACAGAAGAAGAGGGCCCAAAAGAAGCUCCAGGCUUUUCCUGUCCUUCACAUUCACCACUAUAUGCAAAGGCCUCUUAUUUCAAUACUUGUAGAGGCCAAAUGUACGGUACCUGUAAUGUAAAAUCUGCAUUUUAAUCUGCACUUUUUUUUCUGAUACAAGUGAGUUAGCUGUACACUGUCAGGAAACAUUGGAAGAUACAACCCUUCUUCCUCAUUUGAAUUGAAGGAGAGAGGGAAAUAUCAAAGGGCUAAAGGUGAAGUGUACAGUUAAGGGCCAGUAAAUAAGGGUGGGAAUAGUGAACCAUUAGAGCUGAAUGGUGACCAACAUAAUGCUGUCCCCAUCUUUUCAAAACGUUUUUGGUGAGUUCUUAUUUUGCGUUUUUGGUAUACAACCUAAUAUCACCUGUCAUCAGAAUUUUAAAACUGGUAUACAUUUGCCUAGUGGUUGGGUGAGGGUUCGUUUUUGUUUUAUGAAGUAUUCCAUUAAUGGCCAGUCAAAUAAGUCAGUGUGAUGUAUUACCACAGCAUAAAGAUUUGACAGAAGGUGGUUUUUAUCUUUCCUGAAGAACUGUAUUACUUGUAUAUCCCUAUAACUUUUCCCCACUUAAGUAUUUAUGAUGGUUUACAGAAUUAGUCCUCAGGCUUCUAUAAGUGCUGCCAUUAUGAGCAUUUUAGCCGACUGAUGACUACAGCAAUCACCAUAAAUCGUUUUGCAGUGCUGACUUUUUUCUUUGUACAAAGAUUUUUUGCGUUUAAUAUAUUUUAACUGUACCUCAUUCCUGUGUCCUUAUUAUUUAAUCUCCUUACCCCCAACACGUUCAAAAAAGCCAGUCAAGUCUAGCAAAGCAAGUCUGACCACUUAUUAAAUCUUGGAGUGUUCUUACAUUACCCCCCAAAAGCUACCUGAAGUGAAGAAUGCAGUCCAGUGUUUGUUUUAUGAAGGUGAAUCAACUCAAAUUUCUUCCCGUGUAAAGCAACCCAAGUUGAAUUUAUGGCAUUUUGGAAUUUCUAAAGGCCUAAAGUGAAUCUGCAUCUUUCACCUAAGCCAAUUUUCUACCUUCUUCUUAUUAGGCUAGUUCUUAGUACUCUGAGAUAUUGGAUAAAGUGUCACCUCUCAGGUCUAUAGAAUUCCAUUUCAUGGUCCCUUUUUGCUAAUUGUUUAAUGGUUAAUGUACUUAAAAGAAUACUAGAUUUUCUCUUAGGAAAAAGUAUUUGAUUGUCUUAAAGAAUAUCUUAAAAAUAAUCCUUUGAAAUCAGAUUAUUGCCCCUGGAUUUUUUCCUACCUUAUGAGUGGUUGAGCCAUAAUUAUUUCAAGUAGCACAUUCCUCAGUAUUUAUUCAGUAUACAUUCUUCAUGUAGUAAAAAUAAAACAUUGAAUAUUUUCAAGUUACAUAGAGUUCAGAUAUCUGGACACCCGAAGUAACAAUUCUUUUGAAAGUUUGUUCUGGGAAAUUAAAGAUCUAAUCAAUUAGUAUUUACCAGAAACUUGUGUGUUACAAUAAGUAAGCUUUCCAGGGAUUUAUGAAUUGCUGUAACAUGAAGAUAAGCAUUUUUUGUUUUUACUUUUUUUACAAAAAAAAAAAUUGCCCUUUUGUAGAUGUAAAAAAGCUUAGUGGUUUGUUUUGAUAUUUUACUAAAAAUGAAGGGCUUGUACAGAUAUGGGAAGUGUGGACAUCGUUAUUCUCAUCUUAAAUAUAUAACAAAACAAACAGUAAAACCGUGCUUUGGUUCCUAUAAGGUGGGUGAGAGAAUCCAUGAAUAUCAUAAUAUAUGUUUACUUUUGUCAUUUAUAUAGUGUGACUCCAUUAGAAAUUGUGCUCUUUAUUUUUUACAUUGGAUAGAGAGGGUAAGUUCAGGUCAAGGUUAACACUGUAAUUUCAAUAAAUUGGGCCCAGUUUCUUGAUUCCCAAAUAUAGUUUGAGACUGAAUUGCUAUUUCAAUGCCUUAGUAAAUAAAACUGUAUAGCCAUAUUCUAGAAUGUGGAGAAUGGCAGUGAAGGGAUUUGGAUGAUGUUGAAUAGAAGAUGGCUUUUAUAGCCUUCUGUCAAAUAAUCAUGUCUAGUCAUUUUCCUCUUCAGUAAGAUUCACUUGCUAUGAAAAAAGUUUCUAAAUCAAGACAUUCAGAUAUCCAAUAUUUAUUUAGAAUGUUGAUGUACCUCUUAACUUCUACAAUUUAGUUUGACAAGCACUUAAACCUGUUAAUAUGCUGAGGAAAGACAGGUUUUGAAUGCAAAAUAAAGCUUUGACUUGCUACUUAUUUCUCCUGUUAGGAUAUUGAGGCUUAUAUGCUCUAACUUCUUUUCUCUACCUUAGAUAAGAGAGAAUUUAUUAGAAUGCUUUAACUUGUUUUUCCCCCACUAAAAUCAAAGAUGGCCUUUUUUCAGCACCAUAUGCAGUAGCUGUAACACUAUAUGGAUAUGGUUGAAUACAUAAUGCCUUUCCUUUUUUGUGCAUAACAGAAAAAUCCCUGAAUGCCAUUUUUUAAAGCACCACUGUCUAGUAGAACUUGGUGGAAGCUUAUACAACCAUGUUUUGUUUUGUUCUUCAAGAUAAAUCUUGAAACAACAGAAUCAUUUGCCUUCAAGGAAUGACCUUUACCUUUAAAACCUGUUGCACACCUGAGAGUAGGAAAUAUAAGGUAACUUUAAGUCACAGAACAAAUUUGCCUCGAAAUUAAAAUUUAAGCCUUUUGCUUUAAAUAAAUAAAUAGACCAUAGUUGUUUUUGGUUUUUUUUGGUUGUUGUUUUUUGCCACUUGUAACAGGUUUUCCAAAUAUUAAUAACUGGAAAAUGAAUGUCUAAAAGUGAUUGACCUCUUUUCUCUCAUUCCCUGUCAUUGACUUGAAAAUAUUAAUACUUAAAAGUUAGGGACCAGGAAGAAAUUUUUAUGUUUUUGUUCUUGUGUAAUUGAUGGAUGAAAGUAAACUCUGUGUAUGUUACUUUACAAUAGUCUUUUAAAUAACUUUAUCAAACUGCAGUUUUUAUGGGCAUCAAAGACUGAUAAAAGUAAUUUGCCAAGUAAUAUCCAAGAGUAAAGAUAAUAAAUGGUACCAUCAUUUAAGAGAAAAAGAGCUUUCUCAGACCCUUUUGAACAUCUGAGUACUUGCAACUUAUAGAUGUAUCAAAACUGUUACCAGUAAAAAAAGAGCUUAUUUUAAUUAUGUCCUUGACGCAGGGAUGGAAUUUUUUUUUCUUAUUUUUAAUACCAUGGGUAGCAGAGCUUACACCAGCUUUUGUUAUUUCAGUCAGAAGUGUCUCUUUGGCGCUGCUCCCAUUCGAAACUUGACUUGUUCAAAACUGAUUAGCAAGGAAGGAUGUCUAUACCCAUAAGGAAGUGUGCUUUUAGAUCCUGGUGAAGGAACCAAAAAGAUUGCUGAAAAAAAUACUGUUAUCCUGACUGGGGAAACAGGUCUGGCCAUGACCCCUGGGUAUUGUUGACAGAGCGAAUGUGGAUCAGGCUUUAUUGUCCAGUGCAAUGUCUUUUUUUCUUUUUAAGAAGGGUGCAUUGUAUUAUAGGAAAAUCAAUUACAAUCAUGGGCAGUGUUUUACAAAUCACUGCUUUUAUCAGUUUUGUAUAAAUGUAAGAUGAAUUUUUGACAUUGUUCAUUUUAACUAGGAAAAUUACCUGUGUUGUAUAUCACAAUAACUUUUAAUUGAAGGAGAUCCAGCUAACUGUUGAAAGCACUUGAUGUAUUAUAUUGUAUAUAUUUUUAUUCUACCUUGGUUCUAGCUGUUUUAUAUGAUUGACAUGCUAACUAUUUAAGUGAUAUUUCCCAUGACUUUGGAAAAUUGUACUAUAUAUAAAUAAGAGUUCCAAUAAAUUAAGAUUUUAUUUCA